UAUUAAGGAAUAAAUAAUACUCUUUCAAGCAUGAUAUAAGAUUCUCAGCCCCUUUGUUUUGGAUUCAGUUUUAUCUUAUAUGCUUUUUUCAUUCUUUUCAGUGGAAUGAAGAAUAGUAGUUAUGAUAUUAAAUGCAAAUUUUCUUUUUGAUCUGGCAUGUUCAAAAACUAGUACAAUAGUAGAGUAUACUCUUAAACUUAAUAAUGAAACAAGUGGGAAUUCUGAGAAGUUGGUGCUGGAAAAAAAUAGUAAUCCUCAUCUUGUCAGAAUUCGCACAGCUAAAACCUGGCAUUAAGCUUUCAAAUACUUUGUCAUUUCUCAGCACCUUGGAUUUAGGGGGCUGCGCAGUUACUUUGCACAGUAUGUUAAUUUUAAGGAGAAAUUUAUAGAAAAAGGAUGCCUUCUGCAUGCUCAGAGGACAUUCAUGUUUGUUGAAUGACUUGUCUGUUGGUUGGUUGAAGAAUUUCCAGCCAUAUCCUAUGAAGGGGUAAGACACUUUUUCCUCCAGUUUCAUUCAGAAUUCAGAAAAAAAUCAAUAGGAGGGAACAUUUUAUGUUCCCCAAAUUACUGUUAAUUCAUUAGGAGCUGUGUGUUCAACUCAUAGCUCUGACAGUAAUAAGAUCCUGAAUAUUUUAAGAUCACUGAAUGCUUACUGAUUUGCCUAGGUUAAAUUAUUUGGUACUUGGAACACAGAAACACCAGCUCUGCAAUCUGAAGUAACCCAUGAUGUCGAGUCCAUCCACAGUAAUGGCCGCGGCCUUACCCAGGACGCUGGGGGAGUUGCAGCUGUACAGAAUAUUACAAAAAGCCAAUCUGCUCUCUUAUUUUGAUGCCUUUAUCCAACAAGGUGGUGACGAUGUCCAGCAGCUCUGUGAAGCGGGGGAGGAGGAGUUCUUGGAAAUCAUGGCCCUCGUGGGCAUGGCCAGCAAGCCCCUUCACGUCCGAAGGCUCCAGAAGGCGCUAAGAGACUGGGUGACAAACCCCGGCCUGUUCAACCAGCCGCUGACGUCGCUGCCCGUCAGCAGCAUCCCCAUCUACAAGCUGCCGGAGGGCUCGCCCGCCUGGCUGGGCGUGUCCUGCAGCAGCUACGACAGGGGCAGCAGCGCCCGCGAGCCGCACCUGAAGAUCCCCAAGUGCGCCGCCGCCACCUGCGUGCAGAGCUUGGCUCAGGGCAAGGCCGACGCGGCGGGGAGCGUGGUGCUGCCGGGCCUCGGGGAGGCCAGACUCUGGCAGGGCCACCACGCCCCCGAGAGCGAACACAGCCUCUCGCCCGCCGACCUGGGCUCGCCCGCGUCCCCCAGAGAGAGCAGCGAGGCGCUGGACGCGGCUGCCGCGCUCUCCGUGGCCGAGUGCGUGGAGCGGCUGGCGCCGUCGCUGCCCAGGAGCGACGCGGGUGACGUGCGGGAGCUGCUGAGGAGCAACAAGAAGCUGGCCAAGAUGGUCGGCCACAUCUUCGACAUGAGCGACGACGACCCGCGCAAGGAGGAGGAGAUCCGCAAGUACAGCGCCAUCUACGGCCGCUUCGACUCCAAGAGGAAGGACGGGAAGCACCUCACGCUGCACGAGCUCACUGUUAACGAAGCGGCUGCUCAGCUCUGUGUGAAGGAUAACGCUCUGCUGACGAGAAGAGAUGAACUGUUUGCCCUGGCCAGGCAGAUUUCUCGAGAAGUCACCUACAAAUAUACCUACAGAACCACUAAGUCAAAAUGCGGAGAAAGAGAUGAAUUAUCCCCGAAGAGAAUUAAAGUGGAGGAUGGAUUUCCAGAUUUCCAGGACUCUGUGCAAACGCUCUUCCAGCAGGCCAAAGCGAAGAGUGAAGAGCUCACUGCUGUCGGUUCACAGCAGCCUGAAAAGGUGAUGGCAAAGCAGAUGGAGUUCCUUUGCACCCCAGCUGGCUAUGAGAGACUGCAGCACGCCGAGCGGAGGCUCCCGGCAGGGCUCUACAGGCAGGCCUCCGAGGAGCACAGCCCGAACGGCGCGGCUUCUGACACCUCGGAUGGGCAAGGAGAAAGACCUUUGAAUCUUCGAAUGCCUAAUUUACAGAACAGACAACCCCAUCAUUUUGUGGUGGAUGGAGAGCUGAGUAGACUUUACUCCAGUGAGGCGAAGUCCCAAUCAGAGAGUCUUGGGAUUUUAAAAGACUACCCUCACUCAGCUUUCACGUUAGAAAAGAAAGUCAUCAAAACAGAGCCUGAAGAUUCAAGAUAGCUGUGAUUCUCCCACUGUUCUCUGGAAAUGGCAGUUGAAGGAUAAUGCUCCGUCAUAGAACACGCCUUAAUAACCAGCGUUGCCUCAUUCACUCAAACAGACUUCAUAGCCAAAGCCUAAGGACUGAUUCGGAGUCUGCGGAAACCAGGAAGGGAACACGGCAGCCACAAAGGAGAAAAUUGAGAGAAUGUUGCAGUCUGUAACAGAAAUACUGAUCCAUUCACAUUCCUGUGUAAGUCGUUUUAUGUGGAAAAGCUUACAAAUUAAUAUUGUAAGCAUUCAUUAUUUAAGAAUGUACAAUGUAUUUGUGUAAUUUAUAGAAGUAAAAUCUAGAUGUGGAGACAUGUUUGGUCCAGUAAAUGUGGAUACAGUUUAUUUUACUUGAAAUUUCACUAUUUUAAGUGUGUUUAGCAUAAAUAUUAUUAUAGGUUAGAGUUUAGAAUCUUUGCAGUCAUAAAGAAAGUUUAAGCGAUGUAGUUAUUGGCAAGGUUGCAAUGGUUUUGGAAAAAUGGAAAGCAAAUGCUUACUUCAAACCAAGGAAAAUAUUGUGGAUUUAAUAUUUGAUAAAACCAACUUUGUUUAACAGGAAAUACGUCAUUUUUGGAAGUAAAAUGUCACUUUUGCUGGCUCAGACCCACUUAUACAAUUAAUAAAUACUAAAGUAAAGUUUAAAAGAUGACCAAGAGAGUAGAAAAUCUCUCUUACGUGGUUGAUUCGAAUUGUAGUAUAUCAUUCUCUCAUCAUAAAAAUAGGAAGCUGGUCCUUGGACAGAGAACUUG
Lontra canadensis (Northern American river otter) is the source of this 2987-nucleotide messenger RNA. It is a transcript of the gene NAB1, whose product is annotated as NGFI-A binding protein 1. NCBI's taxonomy places the organism in Eukaryota, Metazoa, Chordata, Mammalia, Carnivora, Mustelidae. Gene Ontology annotation, biological process: negative regulation of DNA-templated transcription. The record is from RefSeq and is a predicted model, not a curated record. Gene Ontology annotation, molecular function: transcription factor binding; transcription coregulator activity. Bases 724 to 2208 code for a protein of 494 amino acids. The transcript is spliced from 8 exons. Gene Ontology annotation, cellular component: nucleus.